GUGGUGUAUUUCACAGCUACAUUUCCUUAUGUGAUGCUGCUGGUGUUGCUAAUUCGUGGGUUGACUCUUCCUGGAGCUCUGCAGGGGAUUGUGUUUUACCUGUACCCUGAACCGGCCCGUCUCUUUGACCCGCAGGUUUGGAUGGAAGCAGGAGCUCAGAUCUUUUUCUCCUAUGCUUUGGGUACAGCCUCUCUUACUGUAUUAGGCAGCUACAAUAAAUAUAACAACAACUGCUACAGAGACAGCUUAUGGCUUUGCCUUCUGAACAGUGGUACCAGUGUGGUAGCAGGUUUUGCUGUGUUCUCAGUCUUGGGCUUCAUGGCUCAAAAACAGGGUGUUCCCAUUGACGAGGUGGCAGAAUCAGGUCCAGGAUUAGCGUUCAUAGCUUAUCCACAGGCAGUAGCUAUGAUGCCUUGUCCACAACUGUGGGCUGCUUGUUUCUUCAUUAUGAUUAUUUUGCUAGGGCUAGAUACACAGUUUGUUGCGAUGGAAGUUUUCAUGACAUCAGUGAUGGAUCUGUACCCCAUGGUGCUGCGCAAAGCUCAACGUCGAGAAAUAUUCCUCCUGCUUUUCUGUCUUUUUUGCUUCUUCAGCCAACUUGUCAUG
This is a messenger RNA of Sinocyclocheilus rhinocerous, 606 nucleotides long. Its product is annotated as sodium- and chloride-dependent GABA transporter 2-like. The transcript has 5 exons. Gene Ontology annotation, molecular function: gamma-aminobutyric acid:sodium:chloride symporter activity. Gene Ontology annotation, biological process: amino acid transport; sodium ion transmembrane transport; nitrogen compound transport. Gene Ontology annotation, cellular component: cell projection; plasma membrane. NCBI's taxonomy places the organism in Eukaryota, Metazoa, Chordata, Actinopteri, Cypriniformes, Cyprinidae. The record is from RefSeq and is a predicted model, not a curated record. The annotation marks the transcript as partial.